Molecule: messenger RNA, 636 nt
Organism: Sparassis crispa
Lineage: Eukaryota; Fungi; Basidiomycota; Agaricomycetes; Polyporales; Sparassidaceae
Exons: 3
Coding region: 1-636 (211 amino acids)
Source: RefSeq, a predicted model, not a curated record
AUGUUCUUCCUCUUCGCAUUCGUGCCAUUGGCUCUCGCUGCCCUCACCUUAGCAUCUCCCUUGUAUUCUCGUCAAGCGUCGGGCCCGUGCACCGGCAUUAGCGGAGGGUACGACAGCAUGUACAACUUCACCUUGGCUGCAUUCAACCUGACGCUGCCCAAUGCGAACUCCACCGGAGCGCCACUCGUCGUUCGGUUCAAUCAGUGGACCGGAAGUGCCACUGCGUCGUACUUCUCUGCGCUUUCAACCUACUACUCGGCGCAUUCGAACAACGAACCCACGCUGUCACUCGUGAAUGGCUCGCUCAUCCCAAGCAACCCAGCGGAUGCUGACGUCUCCUCGACGAACCUCGCCGUCUCCGCGAGCAGCCAGCUGCUCUUCGAGUUCUCCACGGAGGAGUCCGAGCUUCCCGCUCCCAUUCAGAAUUAUUGCAUCAUUGACUCUCCCGACUCCCCGUACCCGAUACUUGCUGUAAACGGCGUCACCGACGCCUUCUCCCUCUGCGAGAGCGACACUCCCUACUACUUCGGUAUACCGAAUGAUGUCAUGUUCCAGGCGACGGAGGACAACGGGCACACCUACAAUUACACAUCCUGCUAUCCCGUCCGUCUGCAGGUGGUGUACGAGCAAGCUUGA